Molecule: messenger RNA, 552 nt
Organism: Leptomonas pyrrhocoris
Lineage: Eukaryota; Euglenozoa; Kinetoplastea; Trypanosomatida; Trypanosomatidae
Product: putative mitochondrial Cytochrome C oxidase subunit VI
Exons: 1
Coding region: 76-552 (158 amino acids)
Cellular component (GO): mitochondrion; respiratory chain complex IV
Source: RefSeq, a predicted model, not a curated record
GGGUGCUUUUCGUUUAGUCUCUUUAGCAGAGAAUAAAACUCCCCUUUUCACUUACCAAAAGAAAAGAACGCAAAAAUGCCGCACGCAGACCAUAGGAAGUACAAGAUCCAGCGGGAGGAGAUGCCGGCGAUGCCUCACUUCACGGACUUCAACGACCCACGCUUCUGCUCAACGAUCAACAAGCAGAAGAACGGCAUUCUUGCCUACUACCAAUGGCUGCAUUGCAUCGGCAACUGGGGUGAGGAGCACUCCAUGUGUAAGAAGAUGCGCUGGUAUGUGGAGCGCAUGAUGCACGAGACCUGGCUCGAGAAAUGGGAGGAGAAACGCGCACUUGGCCACUUUGAUCACACCGUGCUGUACGGCGUCAAGCCUUGGAAGGAGUUUGAACCUCUUUACCAGCCCGUGAAGAAGAAUCGCAAGGGUGCAUACGAGUACUGGCUAGACCGCGACUUCGAACCCCUGUACGACCCCGAUGCAGCUGACUGGCGCGAGAAGGCCCCCAUUCUCCACGAUAUGUUCGUCCUGGGCAAGAAGCCGGUUCCUGUAGAGUAA